UCUAAUCUCUCCUCACAGCCCAACAUGGCGGCUAUAGUUUUUACAAAAUUUCAAGUUUUUAGAUGUAUCGAGUGUGCAGUUAUUAUCAUUUGACACCCAGAAGUGGUUAUUUUAAACCUACUUCUCACAACAGCUUUGCAUUAAACGUGAAUGCUAAAGAAAGUCGUCAGAAUCCUGGCACGUAAGGGGCUUCGAACAAUGGCUGUCAGAGAAGCAAAUCGUUUAAAAUGCGCAACAUUCAACAUCCUUGCCCCUUGCUACAAAAUUAUCGACAAAUGCCAAUGGCCAUUAUGGCAUACAAAAGAAAGUUCGUGUCCUGAGCAAUAUAUCCCACGUUAUGAAGCGAUCAUACAGUUACUAAAAUCUGAGCAAGUAAAUGCUGACAUUGUUUGCUUCCAAGAGUUCUGGUUCAAAGAUUUUGUGUUCAGCAUGUUUCAUGAGAAACUUGGUCAAAGGUACGAAAUAAUUAAAUUGAAGCGUUUGGGUUUCAAAGCAGACGGAUUAGUAAUGCUUGUAAACAAAAGUUUGAAGGUGAAAUAUGUGGAAAAUAUAUCAUUCAAUGAUGCUGCAUCAAGAGUAGGAUUGUUGGUUCAUAUUGAGCUACUAUCAAAAUAUGAGGUAAUUGUGGUCACAUCACAUUUAGCUUAUGGAAACAGCUAUUGGGAUCAAUAUUUACGACUGACGGAAGCAAAAAAACUUAUGGAUGCUAUUGAUAAAUAUUCGUUAAGGCACAAGAAUAUUCCAGUAAUUCUGGCUGGAGAUAUUAAUGGUCCAGAAGAUAGUCCUGUGUGUGAACGUAUAUUCGAAGAAGACUUUGAAUCUGCAUAUAAAACAAUCCAUGGUCAAGAACCAAAGGUCACACAUAAAGAUCAUUCAGAAAAUUGUGCAGCAGUUGACUUCAUAUUUUAUCGAAGUACACCAACUUGUGAAAUUACACCAAAAAAUUCUGAGCUUUUCCCCAAGGAGUACACCGACAAUGAAUGGCCUUCUGAAUUUACACUUUCUGAUCACAGAUUGCUAACAGCCGAAUUUGAACUGAGGGGAAAAAAUUAAAGAGUUACAUGUCGAUUGCAUGCAUAAUGAAAAUAUUUCUGUAGUCCAAAUCUAUGUUAUAAUUUAUAAAUGACUACAAUGUUUGUUAAGCAUCACAUUUUGCACAUGUAUUUGCUAUACUGCAAUAUAUAUAUAUAUAUAUAUUUAUAAGGCUUAUAUUAUAAUUUCAAGCCCAGAUUCCUAAUAAAAUACUGUGACGCUAAAAUAUAACACAAAAUAAGUGGAAGACUUCAAAAAUUCUUACCGCUCUUUUUGUCAUGUACAUUAGGGGAUAAAUAAUCAUCAUUUCCCAAUAGAUCAUCAAUGUUCACAGGAAUAAGUUGAAACUCCCUAUUAUGAUUGUCAGUUGUCGCUUCACUACUAGAAAUGUCAAGUUUAAAUUCUUUAGCCAAAGGGAUAUUUGUGGUAGGAGUAUCUAAAUGAAAUAAAAUUCUAGAUUUUUCAA
Molecule: messenger RNA, 1498 nt
Organism: Xenia sp. Carnegie-2017
Lineage: Eukaryota; Metazoa; Cnidaria; Anthozoa; Malacalcyonacea; Xeniidae
Exons: 9
Coding region: 151-1053 (300 amino acids)
Molecular function (GO): poly(A)-specific ribonuclease activity
Source: RefSeq, a predicted model, not a curated record